AUGGAAAAGAAGCCCUUGGGCGAGGGCUCUUACGGUCAAGUGACCAAGGGCAUCCACAAAGACACCGGCGCUGUGAGGGCCAUCAAAGCGAUCAACCGGCACAAGAUCUCGGACCAUGGACGUUUUCAAGUCGAGGUGGACAUUCAGUCCUCACUUGACCAUCCCAACAUCGUGAAGCUCUACGAAGUCUUUCAGGACGCCAAGCGAUUCUACCUCGUGAUGGAGCUAUGUACAGGUGGAGAGCUUUUUGAACGGAUCGUGGCGGAGUCGGAGAAGCAUGACGGGGCCCGGGCGUUUGAUGAACGUGGGGCUGCGACCUACAUGCAGCAGAUCCUUGGAGCUAUGAGCUAUCUCCACAAGAACAACUUCGUUCAUCGGGAUAUCAAACCGGAGAACUUCCUCAUGCAGAACCAGGAGGCCAAUGCUGAUAUUAAAGUCAUUGACUUCGGAUUGGCCAAGCAUUACAAGCCCGGUUCAGGAGCAACCAUGAAGACGCGAGCGGGCACGCCUUACUACGUGUCCCCGCAGGUCCUGGCUGGUGCAUAUGAUGAGAAGUGUGAUGUGUGGAGUUGUGGUGUGAUUUGCUACAUCCUCUUGUGCGGCUACCCUCCCUUCUACGGCGAGAAGGACAAAGAGAUCCUCGCCAUGGUCAAGAAGGGCGAGGUGAAAUUCGAUCCUGCGGAUUGGUCUGAAGUCUCCAGUGAUGCAAUUGACUUCAUCAAGCUCAUGCUGACCUUCAAUCCUGACAAGCGGCCCAGCGCACAAGAGUUGCUCACCCACAAGUGGCUCACGACCUCUGCGUCAGCACCUGUUGGGCGCGUGGGAAAGGACUUAGGCCACAAGCUCAAGCACUUUCAAAGCAAUUCUCGGAUGAAGAAGGUGGCCUUGACACUGAUUGCACAGCAGCUGAAGGAUGAUGAACUCAAGGAGUUGAGAGACACCUUCAUUAAGUUGGACAAGGAUCGAGAUGGAACCCUUAGCUUGGAGGAAAUCCAGAAUGGCAUGAAGAUGGCAAAGGCAGAUCUUCCUGAAGACAUCGUGGAAAUCGUGCGGAACCUGGACACCGACGGCAGCGGGAACAUCGACUACACGGAGUUCAUGGCGGCCACCCUGACCAAGAAGCAGUACCUGCGCAGAGAGGCCGAACGAGCCGACGACGGAACGUGUCAACGGCCACGGGUGGCGUUGGGGUCAGUACCUGCGUUGGCUUUUAUCGGUGAUGUGGGCCGCUUUCCGAGUCUUCGAUACCAAUGGGGAUGGUGUUGCUUGGAGCGGUUAGCUGCUGAGGGGUUGGCGCUAGACCCCCAGGUCAUCACCAAGGACGAGCUGGCCAAGAUUCUGAAGGAAGAGGACAACAUGGCGCACAUCGAAAAGAUGGUCGCAGAUGUGGACUUGGAUUCUAAUGGAGAGAUCAGUUUUGAUGAGUUUUGCAUCAUGAUGGAGAAAGACUCCGUUGGGAUCCUCGGUGCUGCCGCGGACGGUGCAGAGGCCGAGGCAAACGCCUUGCCAGAGGUGGCACGGUGUGAUUUGAAGUUGAGCAGGCGUGGCUAUGUCCGCUUCCGCUUCCACUCGGGCGCUGCCAGCUGCGUCGAAGCCGCUGCCGCCCAGUGGUCCGAGUCGGAGCGGGCCUUCAAGGCGGACAAGGCGGCACUAGGCUAUCAGGUGCAAUCGGUCUACCCGGCCUCCUUGGUCCUGGACUUGGCAGGUGGCCCAGACGGCGAGAUGAUCGUCACACUGGCAGAGCGCACAGGCGUGCGCUACUUGAAGCUAAACGCUGGUGGGUUGACAGGCUACAUCAAGAAGAUGAUGCCCACAUGUGAACACAGGGUCUUCUUCAGUGGGAAGGCUACCCCGCUGCAGCUAGACAUGCUUCGGGUAGAGCUUGAAGCCUUGCUCAUGGAGGCUCACCAGAAGAUGUCGCAGUUGCUUGAGGCAAAACGCCCGAUUGAGCUCUUUGUCAGUGGUUUGCCACCAGAGAUGGGGGUUUGGGACCUCGAGGAUUGGCUGGUGGAAUUCGGCCCGGUGGACAGCAUCGAGCCCUGGGAGAACGGAGCCCUGGUGACGUUCCAAAGCGCCGACGCGGCGGAGAGCGCUUCCAAGGGGCUCAGCAGCGGAGUGAAUUCCAAGCAACAAAGCUUGGAGUGUUACUUGAAACCUCGCUCUCAAGAUGCUUCCAAGAGCGGCUCACACCUGGAACCUGGGACUGUCCUGGUGACGAACCUGCCACCUGGGGCCACCAAAGACACUGAGCUGCACAUGUGA
Molecule: messenger RNA, 2262 nt
Organism: Durusdinium trenchii
Lineage: Eukaryota; Dinophyceae; Suessiales; Symbiodiniaceae
Source: the annotation of a GenBank genome assembly